UGGCUCAACAUUUGCUCAGCAUGCUUAUACCGGUGUGCGUCACAGUAUAUGCAUCCCUAACAGUAGCUGGGAUCUGGGGUUCCGAGGUCAAGACCAGACCGAGAAGGGAUAUAUCGUCAUCACCAUCGAGCUCAUCCACCGUGAUGAUCCUACCGCCGAAUAUCUUAUGCCAGUCGAUAACUGGCCCAGGGGGAACAAGGACGACGCUCCAACCCAAAGUCAUAUCAAGACCACCUGGUAAUAUGCCUGCCAUGUAUAACGUCGAUCGUCAUUUAGUAUGCCGGCUACCAGAUUGCUACACAAAUCCAUGCAAGAAUCAGGGGUCCUGUGAGGAGUCAGUGGACGGACAUAUCUGCAUCUGCUUACCAUGCUUCAAAGGAAGAAAUUGUGAAACUGCAAUAACUGCAAAAAUCUUUAUCAAAUCUUCUGACGGAGUGCCGUAUGUUUCAGCCAUCGAGGAGACUCUGAGCUUCAGUUCUAUUCCGUUCAUACCUCUCACUGGUCGUAUCAAAUAUGAUUCUAUUGAUAAGAAGAUCUACUGGGUAGACAGCGAGUCGAAUGUUGUAUGUCGAGCCGACGAUGACGGGGGAAACAGGGAGACUGUUAAAGAUAAAGGAGCCGAUGGUAUGUAG
This is a messenger RNA of Lytechinus variegatus (green sea urchin), 632 nucleotides long. Its product is annotated as neurogenic locus notch homolog protein 2-like. NCBI's taxonomy places the organism in Eukaryota, Metazoa, Echinodermata, Echinoidea, Temnopleuroida, Toxopneustidae. The record is from RefSeq and is a predicted model, not a curated record. The coding region runs from base 21 to 632 and encodes 203 amino acids. The transcript is spliced from 4 exons.